Penicillium waksmanii is the source of this 1104-nucleotide messenger RNA. RefSeq names its product lactonase family protein. The record is from RefSeq and is a predicted model, not a curated record. The coding region runs from base 1 to 1104 and encodes 367 amino acids. Gene Ontology annotation, molecular function: protein binding; 6-phosphogluconolactonase activity. The transcript is spliced from 7 exons. Lineage: Eukaryota; Fungi; Ascomycota; Eurotiomycetes; Eurotiales; Aspergillaceae.
AUGCAGCUCCAUCAUCUUCUCACGGGUUCUUAUACCAACAACACGCUGUUUCUCCUUGCGUUUGAUACUAUAUCCCGAGUUCUGUCUCUCAAUUCGACUGUUCCGGGAUUUGGAUUACACCAAUUCGUGACCAGCAAUGAAGCCAAAGACCGGGUUUACGCAACCACUAUGAGUGAGCCUCCGCGGUUGUUCACUUGGGGUGUGGACGAGGACUUUCGGUUCACCCACUUAAGCACCAAGAACAUCACAUCCUCGGCCUGUUACAUCUCCGAUGAUGGCCAUUAUUCUUUCUCCGCUGGUGGACCAACUGCGCAGAUCAAUUCACUAGGUGAUAAUGGGGCCAUUGGUAACCAAACAGACGAGCUCUAUCUUAUCCCUGUGGAGGAUAUUGAUAGUGUGGAUAAGACCCGAAAUGCUGUCUUACAUGGCGCUCAUGCCUUCGAUGUCAACGUGAACAACAAGGGAUUUGUUCCCCAUCUCGGUAUGAACUCAAUCUUCAUGUACGAUGUUGCCGAUAAUGGCACUGCUCAGCUUCUAUCGAUCAAUCUGAGCCCAACGGAGGGUGAUGGUCCUCGCAACUCGUAUUCUAGCGAGGAUGGGAAGCUUCUCUACGUGGUUACCGAACAUACCCAAUGGCUCGAUGUCUACGAAGUCCGUGAAACUGAACUCAAACAUGUACAGCGUGCCAGUGUGAUUCCUGAAGGUCUUCGAGGUCACUAUACAUUCCGCAGUAAUACUGUCCGACCCUCCAGAGAUGGCAAAUACCUCUUCGUCUCCACUCGCAGCUGGGAAUCACCCGGGGUAAACGGGUUCGCCGCUGUAUUUGAGGUAAAUGACGAGGGAUAUCUCACAAAGGAAGAUGCUGUUACCUUUUACGAGGCACCCGUAUCUCUUGGUUCUGCUGGCGGUCUUCGCGUCGCACCUUGGGAGGACGAGACUAAUUGUGAUCCAGAGGGUUUGACGGACUAUAUGUACCUUAGUGACACCUCUGAGGGAUGGAUGUUCAUUUUGGGUUGGACUCCUUCUAACCAUUCUUUGGACCUUGUUGCGUCGCUUCAAUACCCGGACAACGCAUCGCCAUAUGAGGCUACCUGGUUGAGCUAG